Lathyrus oleraceus (garden pea) is the source of this 1253-nucleotide messenger RNA. Its product is annotated as probable carboxylesterase 2. Lineage: Eukaryota; Viridiplantae; Streptophyta; Magnoliopsida; Fabales; Fabaceae. The coding region runs from base 50 to 988 and encodes 312 amino acids. The transcript has a single exon. The record is from RefSeq and is a predicted model, not a curated record. Gene Ontology annotation, molecular function: hydrolase activity.
AUCUCCAACUCAGAAUUCAUACACAAGACUCAAAACUUCACCACCUAAAAUGUCUUUAAUAGCAGAAGCACCAGAGUUUCUUCAAGUGUUCUCCGAUGGAACAGUGAAACGUUUCAACCCAGAAACAUCACCACCUUCUUUAGAUUCAUCCAGCAAAUACCUAUCCAAAGACAUAAUCAUCAACCCUUCUACACAAAUCACAGGAAGACUCUUCCUUCCCAAUAACCCAAACAAAAAACUCCUCCCUCUCUUAGUUUAUUUCCAUGGUGGUGGCUUCUGCAUUGGCUCAACAACAUGGCUAGGCUACCACGCUUUCCUCGGCGAAUUCUCCGUAGCGUCACAGUCGGUUAUUCUCUCUGUCGAUUACCGUUUAGCACCGGAGCAUCGUCUGCCGAUAGCUUAUGAAGAUUGUUAUGCAUCACUUGAAUGGCUUGGUGAGAAUGUGAAAGUUGAACCUUUUCUUGAACAUGCUGAUUUGUCUAAUGUGUUUCUCUCUGGUGAUAGUGCUGGUGGGAACAUUUCACAUCAUGUUGCGGUGAAAGCUAUUCAAAGAGACGGGCUUUGUCCGGUGAAGAUUAAAGGGGUGAUGCCUAUACAUCCUUAUUUUGGGAGUGAGAAAAGGACAGAGAAAGAGAAUGGUGAAGAGGGUUUUGAGGAUGUAAGAAUGAAUGAUAUGUUUUGGAGAUUGAGUUUGCCUGAAGAUUCUAACCGUGAUUAUUUUGGUUGUAAUUUUGAGAAAAAUGAGGUUUCUGAGAGUGUUUGGUUGAAGUUUCCUGCUGUUGAGGUUUAUGUUGCUGGGGAGGAUUUUUUGAAGGAAAGAGGUGUUAUGUAUGGUGAGUUUUUGAAGAAGAAAGGUGUGAAAGAGGUUAAGGUUGUGGAGGCUAAGGAUGAGAGACAUGUGUUUCAUGUUUUUUAUCCAGAAUCUGAUGCAACUAGGUUGCUUCAAAACCAGAUGAGUCAGUUCAUGAAGAGAUGUUGUGAGCAUUGAUAUGUUUAUUUAUUACUAGUGUCAAUAAGAAAUUGUUUGAAAAUGAAAAGGAUUGUGAUGUUUUGUUGUUAUGUUAAGUUUGUAUUAUCAUGAUUAAUAGAUGAUGAAUUGGGGCUUCAAGCUAUCCAUUAGAACAAUUAUGGGGCUACUGCCUAAAAUAAAAUGGUUGUUACUGAAUUACAAGAUGGACAUAUAGGUAGGUUGUAUUUAGUUGCAUAUGUGAACACUAUUAAGUGAUUUAAUUUCAUAAUAUUUUUUAUGUUAA